This is a messenger RNA of Xenopus laevis (African clawed frog), 2294 nucleotides long. It is a transcript of the gene znf577.S, whose product is annotated as zinc finger protein 577 S homeolog. Gene Ontology annotation, molecular function: RNA polymerase II transcription regulatory region sequence-specific DNA binding; DNA-binding transcription factor activity, RNA polymerase II-specific. NCBI's taxonomy places the organism in Eukaryota, Metazoa, Chordata, Amphibia, Anura, Pipidae. The record is from RefSeq and is marked provisional. Gene Ontology annotation, cellular component: nucleus. Gene Ontology annotation, biological process: regulation of transcription by RNA polymerase II; regulation of DNA-templated transcription.
AUACAGAGCUCUGACUUUAUUCACUUCUAAUUGCGGAGUCGCUGUCUCUUUGCUGAGAUGUCCCGGACACUCCCUGUGCAGAUGCACCUGACCUACAGUGACCUGGCCGUGUACUUUUCAGAGGAAGAAUGGAAGGAUCUGGAAGGUUGGCAGAAGGAGAUGUACAAAGAAGUCAUGAGAGACAAUUACGAGAAUCUCCGCUCUCUUGGAAUUCAGGUCCCCAAACCAGAUGCGUUCUUUAAGUUCCAAAGUGGAAAGAAAGAUGUCAGGGAAGCCAUCCCACCAGAUACCGGAUCAACAAACGAGAAACAAGUUGGACCUAAACUUCAGCCAAUUGUCUUGCAGCCCCAGGACCUUAUUACGGAAUCUAAGGCAAAGACUUCUGACGGCAAAUAUCCAAAGUGUCCGAAAUGCGGAGACCUAGAGGACUGCACCUGUUAUGUGUAUAAAUGCAACGCAAAGAAACCAUACAUCUGUAUAGACUGUGGCAAAUCCUACAGAAAACACUCGCUGCUUAUCGUGCACCAAAGGAGCCACUUCAAAAGCCAAGCCUUCAAGUGCCAGUGUUGUGAGAAGAGUUUCCUGAAGCCGUCCCACUUACAGAGACACAUGAAGACCCAUCAGAAGUACAAGUGUCCCGAGUGUGAGGAGUGCUUCAGAAACAUGACUCUCUUUUAUAAACACGUGAAAUCACAGCACAAAGGGAGAGGAUACAGGUGCCACACAUGUCAAGAGUUCUUCCAGUUCCGUUCAGAUAUUGUGAAGCACAGAGAAUCCCACAAGACAGUCCAUCAGUGCGGACAGUGUAAGGCAGUCUACACAAGACUUGGUUCUUUGCAGAAACACAUGAGCCAUCAUUUUCCUCAUGAAACCAACAGUCAUGGUACCUGCCGCUCAGAAAAUGGGGAGAUUCAGAAGUUCUCUCAUACAACCACCAGUCAUGGUAGCUCCAGCUCCGAGAAUGGAAAGACUCUUACAUUCCCUCAAACAACCAUCAGUCAUGGUAGCAACUCAGACAAUGGAAAGAGUUGUGCUGUUCCUCAAACAACCACCAGACAUGGUAGCAACUCAGAGAAUGGGAAGAGUCGUGAUGUUCCUCAAACAACCACCAGAAAUGGUAGCAACUCAGAGAAUGGAAAGAGUCAUACAGUUCCUCAAACAACCACCAGUCAUGGUAGCUCAAGCUUAGAUAAUGGAGAGACUCUAAUGUUACUUCAUACAACCAUCAGUCAUGGUACUUUCAGCUCAGAAAAUGGAGAGAUGCAGAGGUUCCUACGUCUGAAAGGGAAGCACCGCAAAAAAAGAAGCCAAAGAGGUCAUCUAAGUUCUCAUCAUGUACAUGAGGUUCAGCAAAAUAAGUCACUGAAAAAAGAACUUGUAAAGCAAAAAGUGAACAAAUGUUCUUCCAACCAGGCAUUUAUGAACUUCAAAACAAAAGCCAGAAUUCCCAACAUUUCUAAGGAAAUCCCACAGAGACCGCAUUCCCGACGUCCGCAGAAAAUGAAAAACCGAAACAUUAAGCAGAAGUCAACCCAACAUAAAAUGAGGAACUUGACUGCCCCCUCUGUGUUUUCACCACACAAAUUGGGGCUCAUACCCCAGGCAAUGGCUCCUACGUCAAAAAACAAACUAUGGUCAUUAAAACCAAACGCGUAUCUUGAAAAAGCAGAAUUAUUUACCUGUAAAAAAUGCAAGAAGCGCUACAGGCAUAGCAAAUCUUUAUUCCGGCACAAGAAGUCUCACACGCAGAGGUUUAUGUGCCACACGUGUGGCAGGACCUUCCCUAAAUUGGUACAUGUGUAUCUUCACAGGAUGGUCCACAUUGUGAAAAAACGCUACAAUUGCAGGUUCUGCCAGAAACUAUUUAGCGUCAGGUCCCUUCUUCUGCUCCAUCAGAAGACUCAUAAACCCUAGGUUUAACGUCGGGCAGAAAGAUCUGGUUGAAAACACGGAUAGUAAAUGUCAUGGGCCGACUUCUGGCUUCACCCUGAACCAGGAAAAACCUAUGGAGAAUGAGGUCCACAAGCACUUAACAGAAUCUCUUCUUAGUGGAACGUUCUUAUCACCGCACACCCACCCCAGUUCCCUACUGUACAGCCAUUGGCACAAGACCCCCUGCAAGUGUAGGGACUACUUGAAAAACAUUAAUUACAGAGUUUAUGAUUACAGAGACGGUAAUUAAAAUAAUUUAUUUCAACUGUCCCCCCCCCCCCAACAUACAGAAAAAUAAUAUAUUUUAUAUGUUUCUAAUGUUACAUUGUUGCAGGGCUUGGCAAAUAAAUGUUUUUCACACA